AUGGCAGCACCAACAGAGUUGGUGGAAGCGUUGGAGGAGCUGGGAGACAGCGAGCUCAGAGAUUUUAAGGAGAUGGAAACAAAGGAUCAGGUGGAAAGUUUAUCUGACUCAGGACCUGAAGGUGAGUCAUGGAAGCAGGGUCACCUGAUCCAGCCCAACUAUGUGCUGUGGGACCAGAAGAGGAGCUUCCAGUUUGGGAAGCUGAACUCUGGAACCAACAGACAGUCUGAGGGAGGAGUGCCCUAUUGUGAGUUCAGACUUCUGUUUGUGUUUGAUGGACUGGAUCAAAGCCGCCUUCAGCUCGACUUCACAGGAAGAACAGAGAAGUCCACUGACGUGACAAAGUCAGCCGGGGUAGAAGUGCUGCUGACCAACCUCAUCAGGGGCAAACUGCUUCCCUCUGCUCGCCUCUGGAUAACCACACGGCCUGCAGCAGCCAAUCAAAUCCCCCCUCAGUACGUCCACAGCGUGACGGAGGUCAGAGGGUUCACUGACCCUCAGAAGGAGGACUACUUCAGAAAGAGAUUCACAGAUGCGGAGCAGGCCAACAGGAUGGUCGCCCACAUCAACACAUCCCAAGGACUACACAUCAUGUGCCACAUCCCAGUCUUCUGCUGGAUCACAGCUGCAGUUCUGGAGGAUGUGCUGGAAACCAGCGAGGGACGCGAGCUGCCCAACACCCUGACUGAGAUGUACAUCCACUUCCUGAUGGUCGAGAUUAACCACACAAAGCAGAAGCAUGUCCCAGAAAAGUGCAUUCGGUACAUUAUGUCAUUGGCUGAACUAGCUUUUCACCAGCUGCUGAGAGGAAACGCCAUCUUUACCGAGGAGGAGCUGAGCUGCAGCGGCAUUCACGUCAGAGCAGCGUCAAAGUGCGCAGGACUGUUCACAAAGAUCUUCAAGCAGGUUUGUGGACAAAGGAAGGAACAGGACCAGAAGAAUAUCUUCAGCUUUACUCACCAAAGCAUUCAUCAGUUCCUAGCUGCAGUUUACGUGACCAUAUCACUGUUUAGCCACAACAGAAAUGUGAUGCCCGUCCCCCGACUCACCGUGCAAAGGCUGUUCAUGUGUUUCGGUAAAUCAAACUCUUCUACGGCUCUGAACGUCCAAAAAAAUGCAGUCAAGACAGCGUUAAAGAGCCCAAACGGUCACCUGGAUUUGUUUGCUCGCUUUCUCCUCGGUCUAUCACUGCCGACCAAUCAGACUCUCCUACAAGACCUGCUGACACAAACAAGAAGCAGCUCACAUAACAAUCAAAAAGCAAUCCUGUAUGUGAAGAAGAGGAUCAGGAAGAAUCCUGGUCCAGAACAAAGCAUCCUUCUGUUCCACUGCCUGAAUGAGCUGAAUGAUCAUUCUCUGGUGAAGGAGGUCCAACGAUACCUGAGUUCAGGAAGUCUCUGCAAAGAUAAACUGUCCCCCGCUCAGUGGUCGACACUUCUCUUCAUCUUACUGUCCUCAGAAAAACAUCUGGAUGUGUUUGACCUGCAGAGAUACUGUGCUUCGGAGGAGGCUCUUCUGAGGCUGCUGCCAGUGAUCAGAGCCUCCAGAAAACUGCUAGUCGACAUUAUAAGUCACAUUUUGUUUGUCAUCAGGCUGAGUGGCUGCAAGCUGUCAUGGAGAAGCUGUGAAGCUCUGUCUCCAGUUCUCAGCUCCCAGUCCUCCAGUUUGAGAGAGCUGGACAUGAGUAACAACGAUCUCCAGGAUUCAGGAGUGACACUACUGUCCACUGGACUGCGGAGUCCACACUGUAUACUUGAGAUUCUCAAGCUGUCAGGCUGCAUGGUCACAGAGGACGGCUGUGCUUCUCUGGCCUCGGCUCUGAGCACCAACCCUUCACAUAUGAGAGAGCUGGACCUGAGCUACAAUCAUCCAGGUGACGCGGCAGCAGAUGUGCUGUCUGCUCGACUGAAUGAUCCAAACUGGAGACUGGACACUCUCAGAUUGGACCAUGGUGGAGAGCAGAGGCUAAAACCGGGCUUAAAGAAGUAUGCCUGCGAGCUGCAGAUAGACCCAAACACAGCAAGCCGAGCCCUCAGAUUGUCCCACAACAACAUGACAGUGACAGCCUCAGACUUUCAGUUAUAUCCGAAUCAUCCAGACAGGUUCGACAGUUGGCCCCAGCUUCUGUGUGAAAAUGAACUGAGCGGUCGCUGUUACUGGGAGGUGGAGUGGAGAGGACUAGUGGACAUAUGUGUGAGCUACAGAGGAAUCAAAAGAAAAGGCAACAGCCCUCGAAGCAGGUUUGGAGGAAAUGAUCAGUCUUGGAGUCUGAGCUGCUUUCUUGACCGCUACGCUGUCUGCCACAACAACCAAGGGAAAGAGAUGUACUUCCCUUCCUCAUCCUCAUCCUCUUUCUCUAAGAGAAUAGCAGUGUAUGUAGACUAUCCUGCCGGCAUCGUGUCCUUCUACAGAGUCUCCUGUGACAGUCUGAUCCACCUUCACACCUUCAACACCACCUUCACCGAGCCUUUGUAUGCAGGCUUUGGCUGUGACUCCAGGCUGGGCUUUAACCUGAUGUUUAACAUCCAGUCCUCAGUGUCUCUGUGCAAGCUGUAGGAGGAUGAGUGUAAAUGAUGAAUCAGUCAAGUUCGUGCACUUUAAACAGAACAAAUAACAGUCAUAGUAAUGCAUUUUUGUUUUUUUACUGAUUAACAAGAGUUGGAAAAGCUGCCAGUUCUUCUCAGAGUAAUGCACAAUAUUGGGAAUAGAGAGUAUACAGCUGUGUUGUAAGCCCUUUGCCCAUCCUUGACAAAGGGCUUAUAACACAGCUGUAUAAAACCAAGGAAACAUCCUAAGAACACAGGAAACAGCAAAAUCCAUUAAAA
Molecule: messenger RNA, 2825 nt
Organism: Neolamprologus brichardi
Lineage: Eukaryota; Metazoa; Chordata; Actinopteri; Cichliformes; Cichlidae
Source: RefSeq, a predicted model, not a curated record